AUGUCAAUUGACAAGAUCAGCAAUGGGGGUCAGGCAAUUGUGCGUCCGCCUUCACAUCCGGUGCCGCAAUUACAGCUGCCUUUCGAAGAGUCCAUGAUGGAGUCAAUGAAUGAUGAGGUGGCCGAUGACAUACCUACCGACGCUAUGGUCAGGAGGAGUAUGCUCCUUGAGGCGCCUACGUAUCAACGAGUUAUCGCCGGCCGCUGGAAACAGAAACCCGGCGAAAAAUAUCACCCUUUGUGGAAACUCGUCGCCCAGUUGACCUUCGGCAUGCACCUGUUGUCUCAGAACAUGGCAAUCUCGGAAGAGGAGGUGAUGAGGAUUUUGCAAUCUCAUGUGGAUGAUAUCGACGCCUUCUUGGAACGCACCACGGAGGAUUUUGACUUGGCACAAAGCGACAUCCACGAGCGGAUCCGGUGUCUAAAACUGCCCCUUGCACACGGAGACGUCUUUGACCGCAUGCUGGAGGACCGCGCUUUCCGAGCAUCGAUUCUUGAAGGCAACGAGAAGAUCGACCAUGUCGUCAACCGAACCAAGAGAGCGGCCAAGGACGCACUGAAGGACGUGCAGAAAGGAUUCGACGCGACCAACGUCAUGGACAAAUAUCUCUCCAAUUUGAACUCGACGUGGAAAAGAAACUCGCCUGAGCAUGAGGCCGUCCUUGUUGCGAUGCUUGGGAACGUUGAAGGGUGGCGCCGAGCCUUCCUGGAGUUGCAUCUGCAAGGAAACAAGCUGGCAGGGUCUCUCAAGAAGCUCGCAGAGGUUGUCUCGGAGAUGCAGCUACGAGCUGCAACGGUCAGCAGGAAUCUUGUGGCUCGGGCUCAGAAAACCAGGCACAUUACCACCCAGGCUGGUCGUGCACCAUCCGCCCUAGGGCCCAUCGCCGAACAAAAACCACUACCCACUGAACCCGGUCGACGACAUUCGACCAGAAACUCAUCGCGCAGCACACAACUCACCAGCUACUCCAGUCGACCGAACAGCGGCCAGAAAUCCAGUCACGGUAUGAUCUCACAAACACAGUCUAUGGGUCAACAAUCACCGCAGUCCUCGGACUCCAGGAGGCCUGAGUAUACCGCCCGCUCGUUAUCAUCCGGUUCGGCAGCUUUCGACAGCGCACAGCACGCCUCAGAGCGUAUGCUUAGCAUUGGAGGACUGCUCAUACGACCUAACGAGGAACAGCUUAUUGAACUUCCAGCUGACGUCCCCGAAGAUGCGCUCCGGCAGGCGCCAGUCUCAAUCAAGAAUCGACUUAGUAUGACCCUGGGUCUGAGGUCGAGGGACACAGCGAGCCAUCGCAUAUCCAGUGUCUAUUAUCCACAAGCACUGAGCAAUCUCCUGAAAUCUCCUGGUAUUUCUUCGUUGCUGCUCACCCCAGACGCCGGCAUCAAAGGUACGCCGGUGCAAGCGCUGGUAUCACCGAUCAUGUCCGAAGGUGAGGCUGGAUUCUUCCUCGCCCAAGGGCAGAGUCCUUCGAUCGGUUUCGUUACUCCGGAGAGCAGGACGGGUCUAAACUCUACCAAGGACUCUCCAAGUCCCCCCCGAACGUCAGCUCGUGCUUCGGUUCAUGAGGCAUCUACGCCAGCAACACGCCGCUCAUCGCUCCGGGGUCCGGCCUUCACCUCGCAUCCCGCUGUCAUGGCCAUGGCAGCGCCUCCUGUAGAGCUUCCUGCGCCUGUCACAGACGUUAAUCGGCCCGCGGCACAGGAAAAACGGCCAUCCUCAUCCUCGUCCAGAAAAGGCUCUCAGUCCCAACUGUCAAGCCUAGGCGAGCCUGGACCAGAGUUUGCAGAAGCAGGAACGACGAUAUCAGCCUCAGUACCAGAGACCAGGAUCCUCGUUGACACGUCUGUGGUAACGGUUUCAGUGGAUCCCGCCUCCGCUACGGAAGAAACUUUUGCGGCGGCACAUCAGAAGGUCGAACAACCAGAGUCGAGGGAUGUGAACGAAGAGUCGACUUUGAGUCAAGCAGAUAGCCAAGCUCAACAAAAGACGGCUACUGGACCUCUUCACCAACAAGAAACCAUAGCAACGCCAUCUGCCGGCAAGGAACUUGCCAAAGCGGAGAUCGACGCAAAUCCAGAGAGGCGCCUUGAGGAGCAAACCAUGGUUCAUGGUAACCUCAAUCCCACCACGGAACCUGAAUCGGCUCCAAAAGGGCCAGCUACCGAACGUUCUCCCAGCACAGACACAUCUACAAAGUUCGUGGCCGAGUUGGAAGCCAUUGUGCCCAAGCCACCUGAUGUCAAGCCAAAGGAAGACGAUGGGCCGGUGGAAUUGGAGGCCCCCCAUCAGACCUUCAAAUUGCCUCCUAGGCCCAUUGCGGCGAACGAGAUAACAGAGAAAGGAGCCCCUCUCGCUAGCAUUACCCAGCUUGACGACUCACUCAAGCGUCCAACAAACAUAACCACCAAGGCUGGCAUGAAACCCAAGGAUUUCGGGGGUAGCAAUACAGCGGAACCGAUCCGGCCACUGAAGCUGAAACUGGCCAAGAAAGACGGCAAGAUUGUCCCCGUCCAAGUUGGUAGUCCCAGUGGGACGCCGACUUCCGCUACAAGCAGUCCAAAGCUCAAGCUCAAGGUCGACCCAGUUGCGGAGAUUAUCGAAAAUAUCUCGUGGACUCCUACAAGCCCGAUUCACUCCCGAGCUGCAUCGAGCGCCUCCUCCAACUCGGCGCAACGCUGGUCUCAUCGAUCAUCGCGGUCGCUUGGACCACCGGCACAGGCUCCAGCACCGCCGGCUCCUGGCGGACGACCCAUGGUGGAACCGGAUUUCGCGACGGCGGGCCAAUUCGAGGGAGAACGCAAGCAGAAAAAGAAGAAGAAGAAGGAUAGCAGCUCGAGUGCGGGGAGUAAAAGUGGGUGGAAAGCCUUCUUCCGACACAGUUCGGCGAAUAGUCCUGGGAGCACUGGAGCGUUGGACGGCGGGGAGGGAUCGUCGACGACAGCAGCGACUGCUACUCAGGCACCUACAUCUGCUUCAGCGCCAGCCUCAGAGAGGGCACCGUCACCUGCUGCGGAUAUGAUGACAACGUCGGGAAAGGAUGUGCUCUGGUUUCGAGGUAAUGGGAAGAAGACAUUGUCUGCCGCCUGA
This is a messenger RNA of Cladophialophora carrionii CBS 160.54, 3093 nucleotides long. RefSeq lists its product as uncharacterized. The coding region runs from base 1 to 3093 and encodes 1030 amino acids. The record is from RefSeq and is a predicted model, not a curated record. The transcript is spliced from 2 exons. Lineage: Eukaryota; Fungi; Ascomycota; Eurotiomycetes; Chaetothyriales; Herpotrichiellaceae.